Messenger RNA from Ruditapes philippinarum (Manila clam), 1763 nucleotides. RefSeq lists its product as uncharacterized. The transcript is spliced from 6 exons. NCBI's taxonomy places the organism in Eukaryota, Metazoa, Mollusca, Bivalvia, Venerida, Veneridae. The record is from RefSeq and is a predicted model, not a curated record. The coding region runs from base 245 to 877 and encodes 210 amino acids.
CCACAUGUAAAUAAGUUGCUUUAUCUCGAAAAUGACAAAUUAAUACAUUCAGUAGUUCUGAACAGCAAACAUAAAAUAGAUAGAUGUUGAUACGAGAUUGCUUUCAGUAUCAUACAUUUUAGUCUUCAUAGAUUUGUUGUAAUCAUGUCUAUUGAACAUACAGGAACAUCUCCCAUAUGUUAUAAAAUAAUUUGUUAGAGACGUGUAAUUAUCACACAGUCUAGCUCAACGUAGACGCUGAAACAUGAAAACGUAUCUCGUUACAACUCUUAUAUUGUGUGGAAUUGUUGUAUCCGGCAGUGAGGAUAACUGUCUACGUAAUAACCCGUAUUUUAUCUUGUUUCCAAGGAACGAAGCUCUCAUGACGCGAGCCGCAUUCGACUCUAUGGUUAACAAAACUGCAUUACUUGGCCAAGCUGAAUUCGUUGUGCCAACUCGGUCAUCGUAUGUUUAUCCAGAAACUAAUUUGUACUGUAAAAUCGUAAAAAUGGACCCAGACGUAUACCAGAGAUAUUGUAAAAAUGGAUGGCAAACUGAAUGCAAUAUGUAUUCUCAAAGCUUAAAAACUUUGAAUCCGGAACAAACUAGAGCCAUAUAUUCAUAUCAAUAUAACGGAAGCGAAAUGAAAGAAGCAUAUUGGUCAAAAGAUCCCAAGAAAUAUAUUUGGAGGAUUCAAUGUGAAGGAUAUAAUGAAAUUGCGAACACCUGUGCUGUUGCAGAUGUGCGACUAAGUCUGUUUGUGUUCAACAAGGAUCAGUUUAAUAUGCACGUCAAGAACGCAAGCAGGAUUGACUUGUACGAGGCUAUUUGUGUAAACUAUGGAUAUGAUUCGAGAUUCAAAUGGUUUUUCCCGUACCUUGGAGAGCCGUGUGAUUAAGUACCCGGAAACCCGGAAGAAUAUUCUUUGCUCUAGAAUGAUAAUUAAACCGGCUGAAAUGUAUUAGGAUAUCAUUGCAAAGCUAUAUUCUAUUUCUUUAUUUCUAAAUAAAAUUAGAUACAAUGUAGAUUUUAAAACUUAUUAUUUCCCAUUUUCCCUAUACGAGAACCUGACAAAUGAUAAAGGUAUGCUAGAUUUAUAUUGAUCACGUUACAGUGAAUUCAAAAGGAUGAAGCAAAAUUAAAAACAAACAUUUUACAAAGAUGAGUGAAACCGGAAUCACUAAAAACGCCCGAUGCGACAAAAUUGAAAAUGCUGCAGGCUUGGUUCAAUAAAGCCUUCACAUGAACGGUGCUAGAAAGAGCAAGUUAUUCCCUAUCACUAAAGAACGCCCAAUACUACACAAUUAAAAAUGAUCCUGGCUCGGUUUAGUUUAUUUGAUCAUGUUCAUGGAUGUCACUAGAAAGUACAAGUUACCGCACAGGCCCCAUAGCACCUGAUUGAGCAGAAUUCAAAAUUUAUACAUUGUAAUAGUGAAAUUUUUAAUUUAUAAACAUCCAAAAUCUUGAUACAUUACUAUGUGAAGUCUAGCGGUCACCGCAUUCGACUCGGCAGGUUACCGGCCGGGACCCGAAUAGAUUCUGUUCGUUGCACGUAUGGUCUUAAUGUACCGGGAUGGGCAGCGUACGGAUCGCGUAAGUAAACUUUAAGCAUAUUGGGUGGCACUGAAUUGGGCUACCCAGGUUCGAUUCUCGGACGUCACAGGACACUCUCGUGUUGGUUUAUCACGGGUAUUCGCACUGUGCCUCUGUACUGGCAUGUACCUUUAGAAGUGAAGGCACGUAUUACAUCUAACAAAUCUAAAAAGUGUGCAUGUACAAACGGU